AAAGUCCGGUUCGCCACACAUUCGUCAGGUGAAUGUGGAAAAGAAAAUUCCGGUUCGUCGCACUGUUCCGAUGUAUAUCGGAACAUUUUUUACGACCGUACUCAAUUACGUACAACCAUGUUAUCGGGAGAAAGCGCACGUGAUGUUCGGUCUUGAUGCACUAACCAAAUUGCGCAUGUUUCAACGGCAGAUAUCUGCCAUCGGCGAAUAA
This is a messenger RNA of Acaulospora morrowiae, 211 nucleotides long. The record is from the annotation of a GenBank genome assembly. Lineage: Eukaryota; Fungi; Glomeromycota; Glomeromycetes; Diversisporales; Acaulosporaceae.